This is a messenger RNA of Trichosurus vulpecula (common brushtail), 1728 nucleotides long. RefSeq names its product NHL repeat containing E3 ubiquitin protein ligase 1 (gene NHLRC1). NCBI's taxonomy places the organism in Eukaryota, Metazoa, Chordata, Mammalia, Diprotodontia, Phalangeridae. The transcript has a single exon. Gene Ontology annotation, molecular function: translation repressor activity; protein binding; ubiquitin protein ligase activity. Gene Ontology annotation, biological process: protein polyubiquitination; negative regulation of translation; proteasome-mediated ubiquitin-dependent protein catabolic process. The coding region runs from base 1 to 1218 and encodes 405 amino acids. The record is from RefSeq and is a predicted model, not a curated record.
AUGUCCGCAGAGGCUUCCGAGAGGGAGCCGGCUCUCAGGGCGCUGGUGAGGGAAGCUGAGGUCAGCCUGCUCGAGUGCAAAGUGUGCUUUGAAAAAUUCAGCCACGAGAAGGACCGGAGGCCCAGGAACUUGACCUGCGGCCACGUGAUCUGCCUGGGCUGUGUGACGGCCCUGGUGCAACCCCGGACCCGCACCCUCGAGUGCCCCUUUUGCAGGAAAGCUUGCAAGAGCUCGGAGACCAGUGACUGCUUACCGCUGCUGCAGUUCCUCGAGCUCCUGGGCCCCGUGCUCCGCGCACCCCCAUCCUCAGGGGCGGGGGCAGCCAGGGGACCGGAGGACCCGGCGGCCAAGUGGGUCCCCGGGGUUCUGACCUGCAGCCAUUCCUUUGGGGGUUGGGGGACCCUUAUCAACCCUACUGCGAUGGCUUUGUGCCCGAGGUCCGGUAGGGUGGUCAUAGUGCAUGACGGCAGGAAGCGAGUGAAGGUAUUUGACUCAGACGGAAUAUGUACCCAUCAGUUUGGAGAAAAGGGGGAGGCCGCCCAGGACGUCCGGUACCCGCUGGGUGUUACCGUUACCUCUGACGGCCACGUGGUCAUCACCGAUGCUGGGGACCUCUCAGUGAAAGUGUUUGAUUUUUCAGGGCAGAAUAAGCUGGUCAUUGGAGAUCGCUUCUCCUUGCCCUGGGGUGUGCAGACCACCCCGCAGAGGGAAAUUAUGGUGUCCGAUGCUGGGGCAGGGUCGCUUCACCUCUUGGUGGUUGAUUUUCAGAAAGGGGAGCUCAGGAGGGCGGAAAGGCUCCUGGCUCAUCUCUGCAGUCCCAGAGCCCUAGCUGUGUCUCCGAUCACUGGGGCCAUCGCGGUAACAGAGCACCUGCUAGCCCAGGGGUCCUCCCCUGCCAGCACCAGAGUGAAAGUGUUCAGCCCUGGCUUGCAGCUCCUGGGCCAGGUGGACACUUUUGGCCUAAGCCUUUUCAUUCCCUCCAAGAUAGAUGCCACUGCUGUGACCUUUGACCACCAGGGGAAUGUCAUUGUUGCGGAUACAACUAGCCAAGCUAUAGUGUGUUUAGGGAAACCUGAGGAGUUUCCAGUCUUGAAGCCUAUCAUUACCCAAGGGCUUUCUUACCCUGUGGCAUUGACUUACACAGAAGAUAAUUCCCUUCUUGUUCUAGACAGUGGAGUCCAUGCUGUGAAAGUCUAUAAAGCCGACUGCUCACUCUAGGCAGAUACAUGCACAUGUGCAUAUGUGUAUGUACUCUUAUUUUAAAAUCUAAUUUAUUUGAGUUGGGUUUCACAAAGAAAAGAUCUUAGGGAUUGUCUAGGGGUGGAAAGAGGAGCUUGUGAUUUCAUCAAAUCAACACAAUUCCUUUUCCUCUGUAGUACUCUCGAUGAAAUUACUAUUGACUUUGCCCCUUUGAGCAAGAAAAACAAAGACUUAUUCCAAAAAGGCAGGACUAUGUCUUCUUAGUGUGCAUUGCACAAAGUACUAGUUGCUUGGCUAGCUGAUGGAAAAGGUCUGCGCUGGCUCCCAGCUUUUCAAAUAUUGUAGAAUUGUGUGAGUGUUAGUAGCCCUGGACACCUGUGUUGUGGUAAGGACACUGCAGUGUACAGUACUGCAUAAUCUUAACUCACUAAGUCCUUAUGUUAGAGGCAGUUAGGCGGCCCAGUGGAAAGAGUGUUGAAGAUGGUGAUAGGAAGACGAGUUCAAAUCCAGCUUCAGAGAGUUAGCAGC